Molecule: messenger RNA, 1101 nt
Organism: Mycena indigotica
Lineage: Eukaryota; Fungi; Basidiomycota; Agaricomycetes; Agaricales; Mycenaceae
Product: D-lactaldehyde dehydrogenase
Exons: 8
Coding region: 1-1101 (366 amino acids)
Molecular function (GO): oxidoreductase activity, acting on the CH-OH group of donors, NAD or NADP as acceptor
Source: RefSeq, a predicted model, not a curated record
AUGCUCAGUCGGCAAUCUCGGCCCGACGUCGUCAGUGGGCAAAUCCUUUGCUUUCAAAUCGCACCUUCUCACUCAUCCACCACCACCAUGCCUGCCGUUGCAACCGGGAAAGUCCUUGUCUCUGGAGCCAACGGCUACAUUGCAGUUUGGGUGGUCCGUUCGCUGCUUGAAGCCGGUUUCUCAGUUCGUGGGGCUGUACGGUCUGCGGAUAAGGGCGCCCAUUUGAAGCAAUUGUUUGCGUCGUAUGGCGAAAAAUUUGAGCUGGUUAUAGUGCCGGAUAUUACCAAGGAAGGCGCUUUUGACGAGGCGGUCAAAGGGGUGGAUGCUGUUGAGCACACUGCAUCGCCGUUUCAUAUGAAUGCGGAUGACCCGGCGGAACUGCUUGAGCCUGCGAUCAAGGGAACAGAGGGAAUCCUUUAUAGCAUCAUGAAGCACGCACCCACUGUGAGGCGUGUUGUGGUCACGUCCUCUGUUGCAGCUGUCUUAAGCAUGCUCGAUAAGCCAAAGGUGUUUGACGAGCGCGACUGGAAUGACCAAGCGGUCGCCGAGGUGGCAGAAAAGGGAAAGGAGGCCAAUAAUGGAUCGAAAUAUCGAGCGUCAAAGACACUGGCCGAGCGCGCGGCUUGGAAGUUUAUGGAAGAACACAAGUCACAAAUUGGGUGGGACCUCGUCUGUCUAAACCCGCCACUGGUCCUCGGUCCCGUCAUCCACGCCGUAUCCUCCCCUGACGCGCUCAACACAUCUGCAUUGAUGAUGUGGGAGGCCUUCACGAAGCCCGGAAAAGCUGUCGGCAGCGGGUCAUUUGUGGACGUCCGCGAUCUAGCCACGGCUCACGUGCAAGCGCUCAUGAACGAGCCGGCUGGGGGAGAACGCAUUAUUGUGUGCGCAGGGCCAUUCUGCUGGCAAGACUGGCUGGACGUUGUCCCUGCUUCGAACACCAACUACGAGAAAGGAACACCUGGGGCAGGGAAAAGUUUUGUCCACUUGAUCAUUUUUGAAAAUGGAAAGGCAAAGAAGCUGCUGGGUCUGGAUUAUCGCACGAUGGAGCAAACAGCCAAGGAUACGUUGGAGGACUAUGAGCAGAAGGGGUGGAUUGCAUAA